This is a messenger RNA of Balearica regulorum gibbericeps (East African grey crowned-crane), 657 nucleotides long. It is a transcript of the gene ROPN1L, whose product is annotated as rhophilin associated tail protein 1 like. NCBI's taxonomy places the organism in Eukaryota, Metazoa, Chordata, Aves, Gruiformes, Gruidae. The record is from RefSeq and is a predicted model, not a curated record.
AUGCCUCUUCCAGAAACCAUGUUUUGUGCUCAGCAGAUCAAAAUCCCCCCUGAGCUACCUGAUAUUCUGAAGCAAUUUACUAAAGCUGCUAUUAGGACGCAACCUCAUGAUGUUUUGCAGUGGGCAGCUGCGUAUUUUUCAGCGUUGUCGAAAGGCGAGCCCCCUCCUGUGAAGGAGAGGAUUGAAAUGCCUUUAGCAACAGAGAAAACAGGUGCUGGUUUGACCCCAGGACUGCUUAAAAUCCUGCACAAACAGCUUUCUCCCAAAGGCACGGUGAGUGUUGCAGAACUGAAGGAAAAAUGGAAGCACUUGUGCUUGCCAGAGGAGCAACUGAAAGCUAUCCUCCAGUUGGAUGAUUUCGGCGAGGAGGUGGAAUGGAUGAAGUUCCUGGCACUGGGGUGCAGUGUGCUCGGCGGGUCCUUACUGGGUUCAAUGAAACAUGCCUGUGAAAUCUUAACAAGGGACCCAGAAGGUGGAGCGGCUCGCAUUCCCUUCGGAACAUUCUCAUUCCUCUACUCCUAUUUGGCCAGUAUCGACGGAGAGAUACCAGAGGAGAAAACUGAAGCAUUCCUCCACAAAAUUAAAGAACAAGCCAACCAACAAACUGGCAUGGUGCUGCUCAGAAACUUUCUGACCCAGCCCUCAACACUGCUUUGA